Malassezia globosa CBS 7966 is the source of this 2874-nucleotide messenger RNA. RefSeq lists its product as uncharacterized. Bases 1 to 2874 code for a protein of 957 amino acids. Gene Ontology annotation, cellular component: chromosome. The record is from RefSeq and is a predicted model, not a curated record. NCBI's taxonomy places the organism in Eukaryota, Fungi, Basidiomycota, Malasseziomycetes, Malasseziales, Malasseziaceae. The transcript has 3 exons. Gene Ontology annotation, molecular function: protein binding; ATP binding; ATP hydrolysis activity. Gene Ontology annotation, biological process: chromosome organization.
AUGCGAAUCGAAGAACUCAUCAUCGAUGGGUUCAAGAGUUAUCCCGUUCGCACACAUGUCCGUGGCUUUGACCCCAGCUUCAAUGCCAUCACUGGCCUAAAUGGAAGUGGAAAAAGCAACAUCCUCGACGCUAUUUGUUUCGUGCUGGGUCUCACGAACCUAAGCUCUGUGCGUGCCUCCAAUAUGCAGGAUCUCAUCUACAAACGAGGCCAAGCCGGCGUCACAAAGGCAUCCGUCACCAUCGUGUUCGAUAACAGCGAUAAGGAUCGCUCUCCCGUCGCAUUCGAAAACUACGCGACCAUCACGGUGACGCGCCAAAUUGUCAUGGGUGGGGCAUCGAAAUAUCUCAUCAAUGGUCACAAGGCAACGCAGCAGGCCGUCCAGAACCUAUUUCAGAGUGUCCAGCUGAACAUCAACAAUCCAAACUUCCUUAUCAUGCAAGGACGUAUUACCAAGGUGCUCAACAUGAAGCCGGCAGAAAUUUUAUCGAUGAUCGAAGAGGCCACAGGCACGCGCAUGUUCGAGGAGCGCAAGGAGCGCGCAUUUCGUACGAUGACAAAAAAAGACCAGAAAGUCCCGUACGAAUGGCAUACGGUGAACCGCCGACUUGAAGACCACUCCGUCUCGGGUCUUGCAUCUGUUCGACAGCGGAUCUAUGACAAGGAGUCUGACAUCCAGUCCUGGAAGCACCACGUCGAGAGUCUGCACGCCGAGCUCCGGGCUCUUGAGAAGCGCCGCGCUGCGCAGGUCGGAGCGGGUGCUGCGUCGCUCAUGGAGCAGUCCAAGACGCUGAAUCAUCAGCUGGUGGAAGCAUCUGCUCAGCUCGAGUUUCGGCAAGCAGCUCGAGACGAGGAAGCCCGUCGUGUCGACACCGAGUCGGCUGCACUGGAGGCUGCGUCUGCAGCACUCUCGGCCCAAGAAGAGCAGCAUGCGUCGCUAGAGUCGUCGUUUGCUGACUUCAAGACCGCGUAUGACGCACAGAGCACCGCCGUAAGCGAGCAAGAGUCGCUUCUACAGAGUCUGCUCACAGGCAUGGCAUCGGGCCAGCAUGAAACACAGGGCGGCUUCCAGGGACAGCUCGCGAAAGCGCGUGAGAAGGCGACCGCCGCCAAGUCAGAGGUGCAGCAGGCACAGGUCCAGAUCGACCACAUCGAGCGGGAGCUGCGUGUGAAGGAGCCCCAAGCGAAGCACGAAGCACAAGAAAGCCGUGCUCUGUACAAGAAGCUCGCGAACGUCCAACAGGCUGCACAGGAGGCAGAGCAAGCGUUGCAUGCAUACGCCUUCGAUGAAAAGCGGUAUGAACAGCUGCGUGCGGAGCGCCUAAGUCUCGAGCAAGACAUGCAGCGCCUCGCGUCCGAGCGCGAAGCUAUGCAGGACCGUCUACCGUCUGCUUUGCAGUUCACUUACGUGGACCCGACGCCGGACUUUGAUCGCCGCCGCGUCAAGGGCCUCGUUGCAAGUCUCGUUCAUCUGGAUCCAUCAAACACCAAGUAUGCGACGGCGCUAGAAACGUGCGCUGGCGGCCGCUUGUACAGUGUGGUCGUUGAAAAUGAGCAUGUGGGUGCUCAGCUUUUGGCUCAUGGCCAGCUCAAGAAGCGCGUGACGUUGAUUCCACUCACCAAGAUCCAGGCCCACGUAGCCCCCUCCGCACAAGGUGUCGGCACGCACAGCGCCUCGCGCCUGGCCAGGUGGAUCUGGCACUCUCGCUCGUCGGCUAUGAGUCGCACGUGGCCACAAGCACUGCAGUAUGUGUUUGGCUCGACGCUCAUUUGCCGCGAUGCCGCCACCGCCAAAAAAGUCACGUUCGAUGCCGCCGUACGCAUGAAAAGCGUCACGAUCGAUGGCGAUGUCUACGAUCCAGCAGGCACGUUAUCGGGCGGCAGCACGUCGUCUUCCAGCUCGAGCAUCUUGCUGCGGAUGCAGCAGAUGGCCGCUCUGUCAGCCCAGUGGAACGCCAAACACGCCGCCCAUGAGGCCACGAACAACGAGUGGUGCGCACUCCAAGCUGCGAGCGCGAUGCAUGCGAAGCUCUCGUCGGCCGUCGAGCUGAAGCAGCACGAAGCGACGCUGGUGCAGCAGCAGGUGGAUGGCGGGCGUGCAGCGUCUCUGCAGGCGGACAUCCGUGCAUGCUAUGCGACUUUGGAGGAGCUCCGUGCGCGCAUGGAAGCUGCUCGUCAGAAGCAAGCUGACGCAGCCCGGCAGAUGGCCGACAUUGAGCGAGACAUCGCUGAGCUUGGCGUCGACAAAGAUGCCAAGGUCGCAAAGGUUCGUGACACAUGCAAAAACAUGAAGUCGGCCUUUGCGCAGCAGGCUGCCGAGCUCAAGCAGCGGCAGGCCGCAUUGCGUGCGUCAGAGCUCGACCGCAGUCAGCACCGCAUGGAUGCCGACGCUGCGCGCGAGCGAUUACAUGAAGCACGCGCGCUGCUCGCACAGGCUGAGCAGGAUGUCAAGGACAGUGCUGAGAGCGUAGAGGCACUGCGGAUGCGUGUGUCUGAAAGCGAAGAGGCCAUUACGAAAGAACAGGCAGCCUUGUCAGCAUUCAGUGACGAGCACCAUGAGCUACAGACGGCUCUUACGGCAAAGAAGGCUGCCGUAGAAGAUGCUGAACUCACACUCAAGCAGUGGCGUCGUGAGCUCGAUCAGCAAGAGCACGAACAUGCAAGAAUGCAGCAGACCAAGGAUGCGUUGGAGUCGGCCUUUCCUUGGAUUGUGGAAGAAUGCCACUUGUUCGGCCGGGUGGGCUCUGCCUACGAGUUUGCCAAGCACAAUAUGGACGAUGUGCGCAAGCUGUGUAAGCAGCUGGAUGAACAGCAGAGUGGGCUCAAACGUCGAGUGAAUCCGCGCGUGAUGAACAUGAUCGACAAUGUCGAGUAA